GGCACCGGGGGCGGCACCGGGGGCGGUGGCGGCGGGGUCGGGGCCGGGGCCGGUCCCGGGGGUCCCAGCCAUGCUGAGCCGCCUGGGAGCGCUGCUGCAGCAGGCGGUGGAGACGCGGGAGCCCAGCGUGGACCUGCUGGAAGCCUUCACCGAGCACUGGAGGGGCAUCACCGGCUAUUACCUGGAGGCCACAGACGAGAGUGUCCCGGCGCGGCGCACGGACAUCCCCUGGCGCCUGCGGCAGCUCCUGGACAUCCUGGAGCACGAGGAGCGGCAGCGCCCGCCGGGGGAGACGGGGCCGUGCCUCGAGUUCCUGCUGCAGCACAAACUGCUGGAAACGCUGGGCACGCUGGGGAAGGCGGAGUACCCCCCCGGGAUGAGGCAGCAGGUCCUGCUCUUCUUCAGCCGCGCCCUGGGGCGGCUGCAGCACCCGCUCCUGCACUACCUGAACGUGCACCGGCCCCUGCAGAAGCUGCUCCAGCUCAGCGGGGACCGCCUGGGCUCCGGCACGGAGAAGGAGGAGGUGCAGCUCACCACCGUGCUCUGCUCCAAGAUCCAGCAGGAUCCCAGCCUGCUGCCCUAUCUCCUGGAGGGAAAGAGCAUCCUGAACGGGAGGAGAGCCCCAGAACCACCGGAGAGCCCCAGGGAAGAGGGUUUGGAGCAUCCCCCUGGCCCCGCUGCCAGCUCCCCUCCAGCCGAGCCCUCCCCGCCACGCAGGGACAGCAACCUCGUCACCUGCCUGGUGGGGCUGUGCAGGAGCAAGAAGGGCCGGGUGGCGCUGAAGGCUCGGGAGAACCUGCUGCUGCUGGCGGGGCUGCCCCAGGAGGCGGCUGCCGCCUGCCUGGUGCGGGGCAGUGCCCUGUGCCAGCUGCUCACGGGACACCUCUGUGACCUCUACAACGCUGUGCCCGCCGGCACCGACCCCGCCGACGUCCUCGCCAUGGGCAGGGCCAGCUGGAGGUCGCAGGGGGACGGCGGCGGGGACGGGAGUUUCCCGGGCAAGGAGAGCCUGGAGGAGUUCCUGGGCUGGCUGGACUUCCUGGAUGAGCUGGUGAUGGGCGCCCACCCGCUCGUGGCCGAUGCCAUCACCGAGGCCGUGGAGGAGAAGUUUUUCCGGGGAACCCUGCAGCCGCAGCUCCUGCAGAUGUCGGAGCUGGCCGUGCUGGGUGCCACGGCCGUGCUGGCGGCCACGGUGCGGCAGCUCCGCGCACCCGCCCUGCUCCACCGCCUCGUCCUCUUCCUGCUGGGACCCCAGCGGCACCCCGAGACCCCCGGGGACACCCCCCACCCCCUGCGGGCGCAGCUCAUCGACCGCUGCGACCACCUGAGCGACGAGAUCAGCCUGGCCAGCCUGCGGCUCUUCGAGGAGCUCCUGAGGAAGCCCCACGAGCACGUGGCUCACAACCUGGUGCUGCGGAACCUGGAGGGCCGGGCUUACCUGCAGCGCGGCCCCCACGCCCCCGAGGAGCGCGGGCCCCCCGAGACCGACCCCGAGGAGGAUGGGCUGGACCUGGAGGAGGAUCCCUAUUUCACCGACGGGUUCCCGGACGACUUUGGGGCGACAAAAAAUCAUUCCCCGGCACCCAGCCUGUCGGGGAAGGGGCGAGCGAGCGAGGUGGUCAGCAGCUUCCUCUGCCUGGUCCCCGAGGAGGCCAAGAGCUCCUCGUGCUUGGAGGAGGGUGGCUACGACACCUACGUGCACGAUGCCCUGGCAAUGGUCCAGGCGUGCCGUGCCAGCGCGGCCCCGUGGGGGUGGCCCUCGUCCCCCCGGCCCCUGGACUCCUGUCACCUCCCCGGAGUGGCUUUUUAUGAGGGACACUUCCUCAAGGUGCUGUUUGACCGGAUGAGCCGGAUCCUGGAUCAGCCCUACAGCCUGAACCUGCAGGUGACCUCGGUGCUGUCCCACCUGGCCGCCUUCCCCCACCCCCACCUCCACGAGUAUCUGCUGGACCCCUACCUCACCCUGGCCCCCGGCUGCCGCUCGCUCUUCUCCGUCCUCGUCAGGGUGAUCGGGGACCUGAUGCAGCGGCUGCAGCGCGUGCCCCACGCCAGGGCCAAGCUGCUCCUGGUGCGCCGGCAGCUCCUGGGGCUGGAGCCGGGAGAGGAGAUGGAUCACACGGUGCUCUUCAAGGGCGUGGUGGUGCUGGAGGAGUUCUGCAAGGAGCUGGCUGCCAUCGCCCUGGUCAAGGGGCCGCCCGAGGGGCCACCCUGAGCCCCUCCCUGAGCGCCCCCUCUUGGGCCGGGCCCUGGUGGCCACUGGCGGUGGCCCAGCCCCCGUUCCGGUGGCCCUGCAAGAGCCAGGAGUGGCCGUGGCGCCGCGGGAAGGACCUGGCAGGAGGACGAGGAGGCGCCAGGUCCUUCCUUGUCACCUCGGCCAGCCCCGAGGUGUCGCCACGUCCCCGUGCUGGGUGCGGAGCCGCGGGUGCUGUGGCUCCUCCUGGGUGGUGGUUCCUGCUCCCCCCGCGCUGUCCGAGCUGCCCUGAGCCCCCCAAGGCUCCAGCAGGGAAUUUUUAGGCAAUAAUGGGGUGUACGGGGCAGUGACCCCCCACCUCAGCUGCAAGGACUCGAUUGUCCCCUGCCCUGGCGCUGUGGCAGGGGGAGUGUGACGUGUGACAUGUGUGACACGUGUGUGUGUUUGUGUGUGCUACGUGUGUGUGGUCUGGUGGGGGUCUGUCCCCCCUGACCCCACACAGCCCCUCCCCAGGGUGAUGGGACUCUGCUCCAAUAAAGCUGUGACUC
Molecule: messenger RNA, 2739 nt
Organism: Prinia subflava (tawny-flanked prinia)
Lineage: Eukaryota; Metazoa; Chordata; Aves; Passeriformes; Cisticolidae
Gene: FHIP2B
Product: FHF complex subunit HOOK interacting protein 2B
Exons: 17
Coding region: 71-2212 (713 amino acids)
Source: RefSeq, a predicted model, not a curated record